This is a messenger RNA of Epinephelus lanceolatus (giant grouper), 3804 nucleotides long. RefSeq lists its product as uncharacterized. Gene Ontology annotation, molecular function: flavin adenine dinucleotide binding; N,N-dimethylaniline monooxygenase activity; NADP binding. Lineage: Eukaryota; Metazoa; Chordata; Actinopteri; Perciformes; Serranidae. The record is from RefSeq and is a predicted model, not a curated record.
GCAAACCGGUUCCUUCGCUAAAUGAUCUCACACCGACUGUUCUGUUGAUUUCAGCACCGAAAACUCGCGACACCGGAACUUACACCGACUAACGGAGACCACGUUCCAUUACCGGAGAGACACUGACAUCUCUACGGUGAUCUCUGCAACACUCAGCAACUUGCACCAAACUAUCUGGAUCAAUAAACAGCUCUACAGGACGUGAGCGAUGCUGCAGCGGGUGGCGGUGGUCGGUGCUGGGGCGGCGGGACUCUGUGCAGCCAGACACAUCCUGUCCCGCCUGAACAGCUUCGCCCCCCCGGUGGUGUUUGAGCUCUCUGACAGCGUGGGCGGCACCUGGUGUUACACUGACCGCGUUGGGACGUACAACAACGGCCGGCCGGUUCUCAGCAGUAUGUACAGAGACCUGAGAACCAACCUGCCCAAAGAGGUGAUGAUGUUCCCUGACUUCCCCUUUGACCCCCAGCUGAACAGCUUUCUGUCUCAUCAGGAGGUUCGGACGUACCUGGAGAGAUACUGUCAGAGCCACAACAUCCGGCCGCACAUCAGGUUCAACACUGUGGUGGAGAGUGUGAAGCCUGUUGUCGAGAAGACGGAGGGCGAGGAGGCGAGGACAACAUGGGAAGUGACAUCAUCAGAUUCAUCAGGUGGUCACAAAACAGAAACCUUUGACUCGGUCUUCGUCUGCUCGGGGCACUACUCCGACCCUCACAUCCCUCACAUACCAGGGGUCCAGAACUUUAAAGGGAAGGUGCUCCACAGCCAUGCAUACAGGAGUGCAGAGCCGUUCGCGGGUCAGUCGGUGGUCGUUCUCGGAGCCAGAGCUUCAGGUUUGGAUAUUUCCAUUGAACUGGCCAAAGUUGGUGCUCAGGUGACUCUGAGUCAUGGCCGUCCUCAUCUCACCUGUCCUCUACCUGCUGAGAUUCAACAGUCCAGUUCAGUGGUGGCGGUCGAAGAGGACGGCAGCCUCCGUUUCCAGGACGGCUCUGUGGGCACUGCUGAUGUCCUGAUGUUCUGCACCGGCUACAACUUCAGCUAUCCAUUCUUGGAUGCCUCUCAGCUGGGUCUAGACAUCCAGGACCACGUGAUGUCUCCCCUGUACCGCUACUUGCUGCCCCCAGCCUUCCCCUCGCUCUUCUUCAUCGGCAUCUGCAAGGUCAUCUGCCCCUUCCCCAACUUCAACUGCCAGGUCCAGUUCGCUCUAUCCGUGCUGGACGGCUCCGUCACUUUACCGUCUGCAGCCCAGAUGGAGGAGGAGGUCCGACAAGAGCAGCGGGAAAAAGAGGAGCACGGAGUCCUGCAGCGCCACCUGGUGAUCAUGGACCAGGAUCAGUGGGAGUACUGCAACAUGUUGGCUCGCACCGCCGGCUUCCCGCUGCUGCCGCCCGUCGUACGCAGGCUGUAUGAGGAGGUGGGGCGACAGCGACAAGUUCACCCUGAAAACUACCGGAGGAUCAACUACAGGCUGAUCAAUGAUGUCGAAUGGGAGGUGAUCGAUUGAUUAAUGGAGGAGGUGGAGCAGGUGGACAAAAUCACUAUGACUCAACAAAGGGUUAUAAACAAUCAGGAAACAAAGUCCAGCAAACAUGCUGAGACUGUCAGAGGUGUUGAUUCACCUCAACGCUCGUUUUGUCGCUGAACGUUAAACAAAUCUGUCUUUUAUUCGUUCUGCUUAACACCAGCACUCCAGAUUGAAUCAUGCACCAUCUUGAAUUGUGAACGAAUAUCACAUGAAGUUGUGUUUUUGCAGAAAGAUUCAGAGUGUGUCUCAAAUCGCAUACUUCUGUUAGUACACUUCAAUAUAGUACAAUGCGUACACUAUGUACUUCUUGCGUGGUGCACUAAUUUCAACAGUGAGGUGGUGGUAGUGUUGUCUCAAACUGUGUACUGUCAUUUUGCACUUACAGGAAGUGACAAUAGCUUUUUUUUUUUUUUACCGCCUCUUCUUUGUCUUUCCUUUAAAUCGCCAACAUUCGCCCGCUAUCUCCUGUCACACAAAAAUCAAACUUACGCUACAACAUCAGUGCUGAUAAAAAUGAGCUAGGAGCAAGUUAGCUAGCUAGAGAAUGCUAACGUUAGCUACCAAACUAACGUUAGCACUCACGCUAUUGUUCACAGUACCAAAUCAUCACAGACUUAGGCGAUUUGAGACACAACGUCAGGCUCCCGAGAGGAUGAAUCCUACAAACUUUGGUGAUCCUCUGACUUUUCAUCUAGCGCCAUCAUCAGGUCAACAUGUUGAUGUGUUCAGUACCUGCAGAACUAAUGAUAUUAACAUCAGCCUUAACUGUAUUUACUGAUAAUCAGCUAAUGUUAGCAUGCUAACAUAUCAAACUAAAAUGGUAAAUAUUACACAUGCUAAAUAUUAGCAUUUUAGUGUUGUCAUCACGGGCGUAUUAGCAUGCUAAUAUUUCCAUUUACAGCAAAAGUGCCCCAUUACUAAUCUCCCAGCUCUGUGGACAGCUGCACUCUGUGUUUACUGCUGGUCAACGUGCUAACUGUCAGUAAGGGUUAAUAUUGCUUUUAAAAGUCUGACAGACAGAAGGAUAGCUGUGGUAACAUGUGGAAACAUAGCACCUACUGCCCACACUCCGGUCUCCACUGGUUUGCUAAUGUUAGCCUUGGCUGCUCUGCACUGCGUACCAGCCAGGUCGGGUGGGAACUAGCUAGAGGUGGCAAUCCUUUGCGAAUACUUUUGGUAACACUGUCUCGAUGAAGGGAGGAUGUUGCUGUGGAAAACCGCACCCACCCUCCCGUCUCCCCCCAGGUUGCCCCGGUGAGUAAGUUUGACCCAUAAACCCCCUUUAGCAUUGUUAACUAUGUUAGCACUAUUAGUCUUGCUGACACUGCUAACUAGGGGUGGGAAUCACCAGAGGACAUGCUGUUAUAUUAUUGCAAUAUGCUGAGUAUUGCGAUGCAAUAUAUUGUGAUAUAUCCAAAAUAAGUCCAGAUGUUUGAUUUUAACGCUAACGGCACAUUUCUGAUUUCAUUCUCCAGUGCCUCCAUCUUUGUUUUGAUGAACUUCCUGCCAAAUACUGCUGACUGAGACCUCUGCUAACCUCAUCAGGAAAAAAACAUCAGCACCAUCUAGUGGACCGAAAGAGCAACUGAAUUUAUUAUUCUGGUACCAAAAGUUUUAUUAAAAUGUGUCUUUGCAAAAAUUUAUUUAGAUAACUGGUAGUGACAUUAGCUAGUCACUUAGUGUCGGACCAACAUUUCAAGAGCUUAUCUAACGUUAGGGCGCCAUAGCUCUUUUUUACAUUCGGUACUUGAAAGAGCUGCAAAAACUAUUAAUGUGACUGACGUACACCUUCUGGUGAAAGCGAGCAGUAUAGGUCCAUAGAGCUGACCAUCCUCUUCAUAAACUUGACAGUGAUUUUCUUCAUUUCAGUAGCUUGCUAGGCUAGCUGACUGGCUAACCUCGCUGUCACAAUGAUCAAAAACGACGUUUACAAAAACAAUCAGCAAAUGCUGUUAACAAUAUGUACAAAGCUAACUGCAAAGUAAAGUUACUAAGUUAACUUUGCACAGUUAGCUUUAUACAUAUUGUUAAUAGUAUUUAAUGUUUGUUUUGUAUAUACGUUAGUGGUUUUGAUCAGUUCAAGGUGACUAGCUAGCAUUAGUCACUCAGUGUAGCACCAACCUUAGCCUUAUUUUAAGAGCUAACGUUCGGUCGCUAUGGUAGGGUGACCAUAUUUUGAUUUCCAAAAAAUGAGGACACUCGGCCCGGCCACGACAUAGCCUACUUAAAUGAUACUCGCAGUUUACUCAAAGAUGCCUUAUAAUUUUAAUAUAUUUAAAGUU